AUGACCCGAAUAUCAACUGAGGGGCAGGGGUAUAAGAAGAAGUUGCCCUCCAAGUACUUUCAAGAACGCAUCACUAACAAAGAGAGGUUCUCGGAUGCCCUCAAUGCCCAGCGCUGGAGGUUUCUGAAAAGUGGCCUGGAUGAUUUCCGAAAUGGCUGCCCUCGUUCUUCUGACAACAUAAUCAUUCAUGGCAAAAGGGGCCCUAUACCAAUAAUUGUGCAUUACAAAAAUACUGACCAUUCACAGAUUGUGCCAUAUAAAACCAGAGAACAGCAGAACAAAAGCAAAGUCGUCUGCUCUAAGCUGAGUGCAGCACAGAAGACCAAGAAGGAUUUCAUUGCCCAAACUGAGCGCUGCCUGAACCAACACCCACUAGCACUUUAUCCUCAUCUGGAGGAGAGUAUGCCCAAAGAGCUUUUUCGUGAUGUCAUGAGGCUCCUGGACCCGGAGAUGGAUCUGACCAGAGUCUCCCCUGAUGAAAGCAAAAGUGAAGUGAAUAUCCCUGUUCCGCAUGAACUGCACUGUGAAACGCCACCAGAGAUCAGCUACAGCCCCCCUGUCCUACCCUGGUUGCCUAAAAAGAAGAACCCGUACACAUGGUUUAGCAAGCAAGAGGUGGCCGAGAGAGAGAGGGCAGCCAAAAUAGCCUAUGUACCUCCCUUGGAUGAGAAUGUAAAGCGUGUAACGAAGGAGUUCUGUGAAUGGGUCAGCGCAAUGGGAGGUGAAAAGUAUAACAUCGAUGAAGCCACGGUCAUGAAGUUGUUCGAUACAAGCUAUGAAACCACAGCCAAGUCCGUGGCACCCAUUAAAAUAGUGGAGCUGUAUCAUGUGCCGCCAGAACUGAGGGAGUGCCCUGAGGGAAUUCCAUGCCGGAAGAGUAUUCAGAGCCCCGACAUGAGAACAGCUUCUGAACCGAAAUGGGAGAAGAUUAAAUAUGGAGCCUGGUACCUUCACCCAAAAAAAUGGAAAAAGAAAAGAGUAGGCGAGCAAGAUGAAAUUCCUGAAUCUCUAAAAGCUUUUCUAAAGCUAAGAAAGAAGAAGGCACAAAAGGGUGAAGGGGAAGAAAUGCCACUCCAUGGAACCUAUGCGUUUGAGAAAUUCCUUGACGCAAAAGGCUACAGGAAACCAGCGUUUCUUCUGCAGAUGUUGGCUGCAUGUAAUUCUGACAAGGCAGUAGAAGAGAGUGGACAUUCCUCCAGGAGACUAUCUGUGAAGGUCCUUGAAGGCUUUAAAUCACGGUCUUCCUCAAUUAUCUAA
This is a messenger RNA of Varanus komodoensis (Komodo dragon), 1257 nucleotides long. RefSeq names its product protein FAM47E-like. The transcript has 8 exons. The coding region runs from base 1 to 1257 and encodes 418 amino acids. NCBI's taxonomy places the organism in Eukaryota, Metazoa, Chordata, Lepidosauria, Squamata, Varanidae. The record is from RefSeq and is a predicted model, not a curated record.